AACGCGGAGGAAAUAGUCGGCCCUGCAUGUGCCGAUCAUCAGCACCGCUCUCAUCAACCCCAUCACAAGGACGCGCGUUCCUCACGACAUGUGCUACUACCUCCGUACAAGUUCUUCGUUCUUCGCGAAAAGUCUUGCAAGAUGUCGACGCGGCAACGGAUAAAGGCAAAGGUCAACCCAAUUAGGGGCACAGCUUACCUAUAUAUAGGUCGCGUAUCUCUCUUUUUUUCCCUCUUCCACCACCCCAACAUGUACACCGACGAAUCAUUCAGAAUCAAGACAAAACGCAAAUACGGAAAAGCCGAACGGCAGAUCGUCACAGAUAACAGGAAUCUGGAUGUGGUGAAACCCAAGGAACGAGAAAGGUGCAGGACACCCAUCGUCAACCCAGGCACACUUGGAGAGAUCAAUGGACAGCCUGUGGGUACGUGGUACAUGAACAGGGCUUUGCUUUUGGAAGCGGGGAUGCAUGGGGGCAUCCGAAGGGGGAUCUACUCGUUCAAAGGGAGUGUGCGGUCUGUCGUAUUGUCGGAUGGGUAUGAAGAGUUCAACAAAGACAAGGGCAAUAGAAUCCGGCUGUGCGGGGAAGGCGGGAGAAGCAAGGACGGGAAGAUGCAAGUCAAGGACCAAGAGUACACCCACGGAAACAGAGCUCUGCAGAACACGAUGCAGUCGGGCCAACCUGUACGUGUUAUUCGGGGAUACAAACUUGACUCCAAGCACGCCCCAAGAAAUGAGUUCCGCUACGACGGUUUGUACAGAGUAACAGGAUGUUAUGAGAGACGAGACGAAAAUGGGUAUAAGAUCAUUUUAUUCAAGCUGGAGCGACUUCCUGGUCAACUCCCCAUCGGAACUCAAGACAAAUUCUGGGCGUACCCCGACUCCAAUGCUCCUGCCAAGAUGCCUGAACUGUCUCCAUCCAAGAAGACCGAGUCGACGUCCCUCUUCCCACCUCGACCCAAGCUCCCUUCCUUCAACAAGUCCAGUACGUCCUCACACACCCUUCCAUCCAAUUGGCAGAAAGUCGCCGUGAACGAAUCAUAUCCUGCGCGUUUGUAUUCCGACAGCGGUGCUCCCAUGUCGCCUGGCUCUGCAGCCAAAGUGGAGCACUAGAAAGAGAACUAUUGCAAUGAUAUUCUGCAGU
Messenger RNA from Desarmillaria tabescens, 1144 nucleotides. Its product is annotated as PUA-like domain-containing protein. Gene Ontology annotation, biological process: protein ubiquitination; negative regulation of gene expression via chromosomal CpG island methylation. Gene Ontology annotation, molecular function: ubiquitin protein ligase activity. The transcript is spliced from 8 exons. NCBI's taxonomy places the organism in Eukaryota, Fungi, Basidiomycota, Agaricomycetes, Agaricales, Physalacriaceae. The record is from RefSeq and is a predicted model, not a curated record. The coding region runs from base 142 to 1113 and encodes 323 amino acids.